GCUCGGCUCGGCUCGGCCCGGCCCGGCCCGGCCCGGCACCGCGCUCCCGCCGCCCGCCCGCACCCCCGGCUGCGCGCCUCGCCCUGAAAGCCCUUCCGUUUUGCGUUUCCUCCGGGUUUUUGCGCGCUUCCCCCGCCGUGCCGGGCAGCAUGGGGCUGCCGGCGCUGGAGUUCAGCGAGUGCUGCCUGGACAGUCCGCAGUUCCGGGAGCGGCUGCGCUCGCACGAGGCCGAGCUGGACAAGACCAACAAGUUCAUCAAGGAGCUCAUCAAGGACGGGAAGUCGCUGGUCGCCGCCCUCAAGAACCUGUCGGCCGCCAAGCGCAAGUUCGCCGAUUCCCUCAACGAGUUCAAAUUCCGCUGCAUCGGUGACGCAGAGACCGACGAUGAGAUCUGCAUAGCCAAGUCUCUGCAGGAGUUUGCCACAGUGCUGCGGAACCUGGAAGACGAGCGGAUGCGCAUGAUCGAGAACGCCAGCGAGGUGCUGAUCACGCCGCUGGAGAAGUUCCGCAAGGAGCAGAUCGGGGCUGCCAAGGAUGCCAAAAAGAAAUACGACAAGGAGACUGAGAAAUACUGUGGUGUCCUAGAAAAACACUUGAACUUGUCUUCCAAGAAGAAAGAAUCCCAGCUUCAGGAGGCAGACAGCCAGGUGGACCUGGUUCGGCAGCACUUCUACGAGGUCUCCCUGGAAUACGUCUUCAAGGUGCAGGAGGUGCAGGAGAGGAAGAUGUUUGAGUUUGUGGAACCUCUGCUGGCCUUUCUGCAGGGGCUGUUCACGUUCUACCACCAUGGCUAUGAGCUGGCAAAGGACUUCAGUGAUUUCAAGACAGAGCUGACAAUCAGCAUCCAGAAUACAAGAAAUCGCUUUGAAGGAACCAGGUCAGAGGUUGAAGCUUUGAUGAAGAAGAUGAAGGAGAAUCCCCACGAGCACAAAAACAUCAGCCCUUACACCAUGGAGGGGUAUCUCUACGUGCAGGAGAAGCGUCACUUUGGCACUUCCUGGGUGAAGCAUUACUGCACCUACCAGAGGGAAUCGAAGCGCAUCACCAUGGUGCCCUUCGACCAGAAGUCGGGGGGAAAAGGGGGGGAGGACGAAGCUGUCACCCUGAAAUCCUGCACGCGGCGGAAAACAGACUCCAUUGAGAAGAGGUUCUGCUUCGAUGUGGAGGCUGUGGAUCGGCCCGGUGUCAUCACCAUGCAGGCGCUGUCGGAGGAGGACCGGCGGCUGUGGAUGGAGGCGAUGGACGGCCGGGAGCCGGUGUACAACUCCAACAAGGACAGCCAGAGCGAAGGCACUGCCCAGCUGGACAGCAUCGGCUUCAGCAUCAUCAAGAAGUGCAUCCACGCCGUGGAAACAAGAGGGAUCAAUGAGCAGGGGCUCUACCGCAUCGUCGGGGUGAACUCCAGAGUUCAGAAGCUGCUGAGUAUAUUGAUGGAUCCCAAGACAGCCACAGAGACAGACACAGAGAUCUGUGCAGAGUGGGAGAUCAAGACCAUUACCAGUGCACUGAAAACGUACCUGAGAAUGCUCCCGGGGCCCCUCAUGAUGUACCAGUUUCAAAGGAGCUUCAUCAAAGCAGCGAAGCUAGAGAAUCAGGAGUCCAGGGUGUCGGAGAUCCACAGCCUCGUUCAUCGGCUCCCGGAGAAAAACAGGCAGAUGCUGCACUUGCUCAUGAACCAUUUGGCAAAAGUUGCAGAUAAUCACAAGCAGAACCUGAUGACUGUUGCUAAUCUGGGUGUGGUGUUUGGGCCGACGCUGCUUCGACCUCAAGAGGAAACAGUGGCUGCCAUUAUGGACAUCAAAUUCCAGAACAUUGUGAUUGAAAUUUUAAUAGAGAACCACGAGAAGAUAUUUAACACGGUGCCAGAGGCUCCGGCGUCGAACUCGCAGCUGCUGUUAUCGCGCAAGAAGAGCGCGGAGGCGAAGCCGCCCUCGUGCAGCGAGCGGCCGCUGACGCUCUUCCACACAGCGCAGCCCAGCGAGAAGCAGGAGAACAGGAACAGCAUCAUCAACUCCAGCCUGGAAUCUGUCGUCUCUUCAAAUGUAAACAGCUUCCUCAACUCCAACAGCGCUCCCCAGCCCAGCCUGAACUCCAGUGAUCUUGAACUAGAAGUAAUUAAGCCCAACAGGCCAAAUUCCCUCCCUCAGAAUCCAAGCCCAACGUCACCCCUCUCACCGUCCUGGCCCAUGUUCUCUGCGCCAUCAAGUCCUAUGCCCACCUCCUCUACGUCCAGCGACUCAUCCCCCAUCAGCUCCCCGCUGCGCAAGGCCCGCGCGCUCUACGCCUGCAAAGCCGAGCACGACUCCGAGCUCUCCUUCACGGCCGGCACCGUCUUCGACAACGUGCACCCGUCGCAGGAGCCCGGCUGGCUGGAAGGGACCCUCAACAGCAAGACAGGACUGAUCCCCGAGAACUACGUGGAGUUCCUAUAACUGUGGGGGCACAGAGCCACUGCUGAGCGUUCCAUGGUAUCCAUGGCGAGUCCUGCAGGCCCCUGUGCUCUGUGCCACCGCCUGAGCGGGGUGAGGACACCCCUGUGCCCGCUGCGGGAUGUUUGUGUGGGUCGGACGUCGCCUCCCGUCCCGCUCCACACAGGAGUGGUCCUGGGGAGAUGGAGACACACCCCAGCCCAUGGUGGGCGUGCUUCAAGCCCACAUCCCAGCCAUGGAAAACCAGCCAAGGGACAGCCAAGUGCCCCGAGGGGCCGAGCUGAAGACUGGGAAUGGUCGGAGCCACUGGAGCCCUGGGCCCCCACGGAGCAGGGCCCCACCAAGGAGGAGUGUGUGCUCCCAGAGCCUUCCCCGUGCUUCCCCGGUGCCCCAAGCACAGCUGUGGGUGCUGCCAGGGAGCACCCCGAGCUUUGGGGCAGGGGAAGGGCUGAGCAGGCAGCCCUGGCCAUGUCCCCUCCCUGUGCCAGCGCAGCGCCGGCUCUUGCGGGCGAGAGCGAGCCCCGGGCGGGCUCUGCAAGGCUGGCAGGGCUCAGCAGGCACCUGCUCGCUGCAGAGAAGAUGUUUUGGACCAAACCUCUCAAACUCAUCUUUUUUAUUUUCAGGAUUUUGAUUUUGUGGGGUAGCCCUCAGUCUGUGCGAGGUGAGCAGCCCUCCUGCUGCAGCCCCAGACAAGCCCCACUCCUGCUGUUCGGCUGUUUGGUACCUCCCCUUCCCCAGUCCCACUGUACAGACACAUCCUUGCUCCCACCAGCACCCGGGCUGCUGAUGUGCCCUGCUGGAGCUGCCUCUGCCUCUCCCCAGCGUUGCUUUUCAGGCCUCCCCUUGCUUGCAGCCUCGUCCGUGCCACGUCUGUGCAGUGCUGGUUGUGCCAGGUGAAUUAUUUCCAUCCUUGCGGGGCGUUUGCUGUCGCUGUGGCCGAGGUGGGGCUGUGGAGAGCCAGGGGGGAGCACCAGGGAGGAGCCCCCAGCCCAGCUCCUGCCUCCAUGGACACACCACGAGGGCUCGGCAGGGCGAGCCUGCAAACCCUGCUCGUUCCAGGUCCUUUGGAAGGGGGAGGGAGGGAGAAGGAGCCCUGUCUGACUGCAGAGCCAGGAUUUUGGGAGCUGGAAUCAUAUUUUAUAAAAAGAAAGUCUCAACCCCCAGGCCGUGGCGCUGGGGAUGGAUGUCGUGGCUUUUUUGUAACAGUUUUAAAGACUUUGAGUGACUGAAUUGCUCUAUGUGUCACUUUUUAUUUUUGAAAGGAUUAAUGUAUAAAUAGAGUAUCUUAAAAUAUUAUGAGGAAAAGAUCUAUAUUUGAUAUUUUUAGAAGAGAUGUAAGGAGAGAAGCAAAGGACAUUUGAAGCUGGUCACUGAGAGGCUCCAAAGCCCUUGACCCCCAGCCUGGAGCUGCUGCUUCCUUCACUCCAUUGUGCCCCUUUGAGAGAAGGGAGCUGAAAUUUCAGCUCUCUUCACGUUUUUGUCCACGGUAAUUAAACUUCCUGGGCUUUUGUCUUGGGGAAAAAAAGAGGAAAAAGGCAAUCAUGUUUUUCCUGCUUUCCGGGGGGGUGGCACAGCUCAUUCCCAUGGGAUCACACCCUCUCCAUAGGACUCUGACCCCUUGGGGAACACUCUGGGCGGCUGGAAUGGUUUGGGCAGGGGUGAGGUCCCCAAACUGCCUCGUGGUCUCUGCUCUGAGGUGUUGGAUGAAGAAGGCGAGAGGUUUGUAGGGAUAAAAUCCGGUGUUUCCCUCGCUGGUUCAUCUCCAUCUUUGCAUUUUAUAGCCAACUUCUGUGCUAUUUCUUGGCUUUCCCGACGCCGAGGAUGAGGCCGGGCUUUAUCCAGCCCUGGCAUCAGCUGGGGCUGGGCUGUAUGCAGCCUUGGCUUAGGAUGAGGCCGGGCUUUAUCCAGCCCCGGCAUCGCUCCGUGGCUGGGGCUGCUGCUGGGACCUGGGGCGGGUGUGUGAGAGGGAGAGGGAUGGGGAGGGCUGAUGGAAAGGAUUUUAAAAAACCCGUCAUACUUCAUCUGUCAGCACUGUGCUUGUGUUUGUGUCCUGUGCCGAGCGCUCCCUCUCCCUCCUGCCUGCCCGGCUGCUGCUGGGGCAGAGCGGAGCUGGGCAUGAAUGGGAGCUGCAAAGCUGCCAGGAGCCCUGCAAAGGCAUUCUCUGUGGACAGGGAAUUAUUUAGGGACCUGCUUAGCCAUGCUGUGUGAGCAGCAGCACCGCGCUGCUCCCGCCGUGUCCCCACAAAACCUUUCCGUGCAGGGUCCCCCUUGGCUCCUUGGAUACUCCAGUUACUCUGAGACCGGAGUAAAUUCCUUUUCAGAGGCACUUGGGAGCUUUUGGAUGUGCUACCUAGAGAGUUUCUGGGAACAAAAAUCCCACACACAUGUAUUUACGAGAUGUCUCCUGGAGGAAAGGAAAUCAAACUGAGGCAGAAGUUAUUGCUCUUACAAGAGAGCCAGUGGAAUAUUUUUUUUUAAUUAAAAUUUUCCAAAAAGAAAAA
Molecule: messenger RNA, 4930 nt
Organism: Taeniopygia guttata (zebra finch)
Lineage: Eukaryota; Metazoa; Chordata; Aves; Passeriformes; Estrildidae
Gene: ARHGAP26
Product: Rho GTPase activating protein 26
Biological process (GO): signal transduction
Cellular component (GO): cytoplasm
Molecular function (GO): GTPase activator activity; protein binding
Source: RefSeq, a predicted model, not a curated record